Molecule: messenger RNA, 2943 nt
Organism: Brassica rapa (field mustard)
Lineage: Eukaryota; Viridiplantae; Streptophyta; Magnoliopsida; Brassicales; Brassicaceae
Product: auxin-responsive protein SAUR15
Biological process (GO): response to auxin
Source: RefSeq, a predicted model, not a curated record
GGUAUCGGUUAUGUUCCUCGGAUUCAUUUUUCCAAAUCCUAAUAAUUACAUGAAAAACAAAUAUCAACAUAUUUUUCAAAAUAUACACCCGCGCGCCUGCGCGGGUCAAAAUCUAGUAUUUCUUUAAUCAAAAAGCAUUAAGGAUUUUUUUUAAGGAUUGCUUGAGUAUUACCGUUGUACAUGCUCUAACUAAUAUGUUUGCCAAAACACUGUCCUUGUAGGUCACACACACUACUCAUGAAAUACAAGUUGUUAUUAUUAAAAACUUUCUAACUUAGCCAAUAUAUAUAGACCCACAUUUCCCUCUAGCUCACAAACCAAACUCAAACCUUCUCUCAUCAAACAAGAUCAAGUUAACUUUACCUAAGUCAUUAAUUCAGAGUUUUUUUCUUUGUUUCUAGCUAAUACUAGAUAUGGCAUUCUUGAGGAGUCUUUUUGAUACUAAGCAAAUAAUUCGUCAGUCUCUUACUACUGAAUCAUCAACACCUAAAGGUUUCUUAGCUGUCUACGUUGGAAAAAAUCUGAAGAAGAAGAGAUUUUUUGUUCCGGUUUACUACCUGAGCAAACCAUCUUUCCAAGCUUUGCUGAGGAAAGCAGAAGAAGAGUUUGGCUUUGAUCAUCCAACCGGUGGUUUAAGCUUGCCAUGCGAUGAAGCUUUCUUCUUCACUCUUACUUCUCAGAUUCGUUAGGCCUACACAAUAAUCAAGCGGUUUAGGAGGAAUACACAUUGUAAAUAAACUACACUUUAAUAUUUUGAAGUUGUGGAUAUAUGUACCUAUACUGAAAUAAGAAGAAGAAUUCAGCAUAGUUAAAAAUAAAGGUCAAUGAGAGUAUUGUGCUUUCGAUGUCCAUACUUUAUUAACUCCAUGUUUUAGAUGCAGUGAAAUUAUACACACGCGUUUUGUAUAAGCCAUAUUAUGCAAUAAGAUUCUGGGUUCUCUCUUAUUUUCAUGAAGGGGAGAACGUUAAAGACAACAUAAGCUUCUGAGAAAUUCCAAGUUUAAUUCGAAAACUGUAACUUUUAAAGUAUAACUAUUUUACCCUUUUUAACAACCUAUCAUUUUUUGUCCCGAAAAAAUUUAUCUUUUAAUCAUAAAAGAUAAUCUAUAUGCGGCACUCUCAUGAAAGUUCUUUUUUUUCUAAGAUAAUUCUUUGGGUCGAACCGACUCGACCUAUUUGAUCCUACGGUUUGUACACUCAGAGCAGCUUCAACGAUGUGAGACCAUGAGAGUUUUUUUUUUUUUUUGGUCAACCUUCUAAAAAAAGUAUUAAAUAUUAAUUAUUUGGUUAUGUUUUUUUUUUUUAAAUCAGUAGAAACAAUAUUUUCCCUCAUGUGUUGAUAUCUUCUAUAUCUAGACAUGUUCUAAAAGCUCUACAACAAGAACUUUUGGUAAUGUCUUUCCUGAUUUUGUUAUUAUUUUCUCUUAAAUGUUGAGAACCUUUUCUAGAAACUGCGGUUGGAAAUACUUUUAGAACAUGAUUAACUCUAAAACUCCUAAUGAGAUUCUUAAUGACUUUUUUAGUAAUAAAUGUAACUUAAGAAUUUUUGUUAAGAAACUCCCAUUAUAAGUGGUUCAAUAAGAGUUUCUUAAUUAAUAGUUCUUAAAAAAAUAUUAAACAUUUUUUAAAGAUAAAAUUGAUUUAUUAAAUAAAACAUAUUAAAAGAUAACAUUUAAAACAUAAAUUUGAAGAAAAAAAACAUAGAAACAAAGAUUAGUACAAUAAUCGAGAAUAAUUUGAAAAAAAAACAUUUGAGCUCAGUAAUUGUCUCCAUCACCUCCAAUUACGCCAUAUAUGUUUAAUAAAGUCAUCUUUCAGUUGUUGAUGCAUUUGUCUAUCACGAAUUCUAGUUCGAACACCCAUCAUAUUGGCGAUAUUUGUAGGGAUGUAUGUAGAAUACGUGAGAUCCACAUGUGAACUUGCGGUGUCUUCUCCUUGUUGGAACUCUGAAACAUCAAAUUGAGUGUAUACAUCUCUUUCGUCUUCUACUAUCAUAUUAUGAAGUAUGAUACAUGCUCUCAUAAUCUUCACAAUGUUGACUUUAUCCCAAAAAAUGCUGGAUUUUUAACAAUGGCAAAGCGAGCUUGCAAGACUCCAAAAGCACGCUUGACAUCUUUUCGGACAGCUUCUUGAUGUUGAGCAAAUAAAACCGCUUUCGGACCUUGUGGUAUUGGAAUACAUUGGAUAAAAAUUGAUCAUUUCGGAUAAAUUCCAUUGGUGAGAUAGUAAGCCAAAUUAAAUGAUACUCUCGUCUAUUGACAGAGAAGGUGACUUGCGGAGCUUGACCUUUUAUUAUGUCAUCAAAAACUGGUGAGCGAUCAAGAACAUUGAUAUCAUUUAAGGUACAUGGAGGUCCAAAAAAUGCAUGCCAUAUCAAUAGAUCAUACGAAGCAACCGCCUCUAAAACGAUUGUGGGUUUUCCCGAACCACGUGAAUAUUGACUUUUCCAAGCGAUGAGACAAUUCUUCAACUCCCAAUGCAUACAAUCGAUGCUUCAUAUCAUCCCGGAAAAUCCACGAUGCUCACCAAUAUCAAGUCGACGUUGAAGAUCAACCAAUGUUGGUCUUCUUAGGUAUUCAUCGCCGAAUAAAUAUAUUAUUCCUUCGACAAAAUGUUCCACACAUGACCGAGUAGUAGUUGAACCGAGUCGGAGGUAUUCGUCAACAACAUCAACCGCAGUACCAUAUGCCAAGACACUAAUGGUUGCUGUACACUUCUGAAAUGGAGAGAUACUAAGCCUUUCGAGAGCAUCUUUCUUUUGUCGAAAGAAUUCAACUUCAUUGGAGAGUCGACCAACAAUAUGCAUGAAAAAUGGCUUGUUCAUUUUAAAUCGUCGUCGGAAUAGAUUUUCAGGAUAUGUUAGAGUUUCACUGAAAUAAUCAUUCCAUAAACGUACAUCGCUUUCUUCACGAUUUCUUUCGAUAUAAACUUGUUUUUUUCCUU